This is a messenger RNA of Electrophorus electricus (electric eel), 845 nucleotides long. RefSeq names its product peptidoglycan recognition protein 5 (gene pglyrp5). Lineage: Eukaryota; Metazoa; Chordata; Actinopteri; Gymnotiformes; Gymnotidae. Gene Ontology annotation, molecular function: peptidoglycan binding; N-acetylmuramoyl-L-alanine amidase activity; zinc ion binding. Gene Ontology annotation, biological process: innate immune response; peptidoglycan catabolic process. The record is from RefSeq and is a predicted model, not a curated record.
UUCCUUUUUAACGCAAUCGUUAAGCCCCAGGUUGCAUAAUAUUUCCUUAGGGGAGACCUAUGUCUUGUUUGACUUUCUUUUCCUUCUGUGUAUGCUAGGCCGACUGAGAAAUCGGUGCUAAAUCGUGUUGCCAGCGUAAGAAAUUACACGGAAGCUCGGUGUCUUGUGGCGUGGCUGAUUGCUCAUUAGGCUGUGAUACUAUUUAGCGAGUUUUCAGUUUUCUUGGAAGUACAAUUCAGGAGUAUUACCAGGAUCUAUAAAACCUGUCUAGCCUAAAAAAUAUUUAAUUCUUAUUACUGUUGUUUAUACGGAUGACAGACAACAUGCCUAAAGGAAAAGAAAACGAAAGCAGCACAGUGAAUAUUGUUUCUCGAAGUCAUUGGAACGCCAUGGAGCCACGGAGCAAAGACAAAAUGCAGGGUCUUGCUCAGCAAGUCAUUAUUCACCACACCGCUCUCUGGUCCUGCCGCCAGUCGCAAGAAUAUAUCUCUCAGCUCACAUAUAUUCAGAAAAUGCAUGUGGAGGAACGGGGCUUUGAAGAUAUCGGUUACAACUUUCUUCUUGGGCAAGAUGGCACGGUGUACGAAGGCCGAGGCUGGGGCAUUGUAGGUGCACACGCGAAGAACCACAAUUUAAAUUCUAUUGGUAUUGCCUUCAUGGGCAACUUCAACGAUUAUUCUCCCAGCUCUUCGGCGCUGUCAGCUGCCCAGAUUCUAAUUCGUUGUGGAGUGGCUCAAGGUUUUUUAAACCCCAAUUUCGUCAUUUUGGGGCAUAGAGACAUUGCAAAUACAGAAUGUCCAGGAGAAUAUCUCUACUCAUCUUUAGCAACACUUAGAUAUCAAUAA